Molecule: messenger RNA, 2917 nt
Organism: Elgaria multicarinata webbii
Lineage: Eukaryota; Metazoa; Chordata; Lepidosauria; Squamata; Anguidae
Gene: BARD1
Product: BRCA1 associated RING domain 1
Exons: 11
Coding region: 45-2321 (758 amino acids)
Biological process (GO): protein K6-linked ubiquitination
Cellular component (GO): BRCA1-A complex; BRCA1-BARD1 complex
Molecular function (GO): ubiquitin-protein transferase activity; protein binding
Source: RefSeq, a predicted model, not a curated record
CCGCCACGCUCCGGGCCCGCUCCGGGAACGAGCCCGCUGGACGCAUGGAGCAGCCGCAGCCGCCCCCUGAAUGCCCGUGGAAGGAGACGCGGGCGGCCCUGGGUCGGCUGGCGGAAAGCUUGAGCUGCUCCCGAUGCGAAGGCAUUCUGAAGAAACCCGUGAACAUAGGAGGCUGUGAACAUGUUUUCUGCCUAACUUGCAUAGGUGAUUGCAUUGGCACAGCCUGCCCAGUGUGUCGCACACCAGCCAUGGUACAAGACGUAAAAGUAAACAGGCAGCUAGACAACAUCGUCAAACUAUAUAUCAAAUUGCAGAGUCUGCAGGGCAGGGACGUCUCAGGUUCUGUAGAUAAGCUGGCUGUUCCAGGAGACAUAGAUCCUGAGGCAGGAACUAAGAAGCAAAUCAAAAUGUGGUUCAGUCCUCGUAGUAAGAAGAUGAGAUUUACCUUCAAGAAGAGGCCGGAGAAGCCACAGCAAGCCAAGAUGGGCAAGGACAGCCAGCCUGAUGACUCGACUUCUGUGUAUGACUUUCUUUCCUCCCCUCCUCAUCAAGAACAUUUUAGAGAGGAUAAGAAAUCUCGGCCAAAAUGUAAAAAGCAGCUGAAGAAAAAGACUUUAACAGACAUCAACCAGCAAUGGGAUUUGCUCGAGGGAAGGCAGGAGAAAAUCAGUGGCCACGAUGAGGGGACCCUGAGUGAAACUAAGGAAACAGUGGUGUCAUUUUGCAGUCAGACAGUGGUGAUCCCCAGUCCUAGUCCAAAAAUAGGGCAUAGGUCUGCAAUGGGGCUUGUACAAGAUGAGAAUGAACUUGGUAUGGGUGGUGAUGCAUCUGUGAAACCCACGGAGAAGAGCAGCAGUGAUAACUUGUCUUCUACAUGUGACGUUGCUAAGGAAAGCUUGACGUCUGAAGAGUGCCUCCCCUCUGGAAGCAAAAUGGCUCGGCUAAAACGUGGCAGGCAACAAAUGGGAUCUCCCACUUCUCUAUCUAAACGUCCCAGGAGGAAAGAGCAGAGUACCUGCAGGAGAACAUCACUGUUGAAAGAGUCCCCGAGUCAGUCCACCAAAAACUCCCUUGGAAAAACCUCUUCUCCUUCUACUCUGACUGCUAGCAUCUUGAAAAAGUCUGAAGGCUUUCAGAGUGUGAGGAGUCAAAUAACACCAGAAAUGCCAAUUCUGUCUAAUAAUCCUACACGAAAGAAGGCACUGGAAAUUGAGCUUUGCACCAAGAAAUCUCCCAAUAAUCUCUUGGCCAAGAGAAAUCAUAAAGGGGAGACUUUACUCCACGUUGCUUCCAUUGAGGGAGAUCUCUCUGCUGUUGAGCACCUAUUAAAAAGUGGAGCAGACCCCAAUGUUAAAGACUACGCUGGAUGGACACCAUUGCAUGAAGCUUGUUAUCAUGGACAUAAGGCAGUAGUGGAGUUAUUGCUACAACAUGGGGCACUACUGAAUGCAACUGGCUAUCAAAAUGAUUUGCCACUUCAUGAUGCUGUCAGGAAUGGGCAUACAAGCGUUGCUGAACUAUUGCUUUUGCAUGGAGCUUCUCGAGAUGCAGUUAAUAUAUUUGGUCACAAACCCAUGGAUUAUGCGGAAACGGAUAAGAUGAAGUCACUGUUAAUGCUACCAGUGAAGAUUGAAGCUUCUUCAAUUACUCAGUGUGCAGAACAAAUAAGCCUAAAUCACCCUAGAGAAGAGCCUAUUGUUUUCCUUGGAAGUGGUCUUGAUCCAGUUCAGCAGCAAUUGUUGAGUAAAUUGGCCGUGGUUCUGAAGGCUAGAAUAUGUACCGAGUUUAACAGCACAGUGACGCAUGUCGUUAUCCCUGAGUAUCCUGUGCGAAGUACUAUGAAAUGCAUGCUGGCAGUUUUGUCUGGAUGCUGGAUCUUGACAUUUAAGUGGGCAGAGGCCUGCCUGCAGAUGGAAGCCAGGGAGCAAGAAGAGAAGUAUGAAAUCGAUGGCGGUCCACGACGAGGCCGGCUGAACAAAGAACAGCUGUUGCCAAAGUUGUUCGAUGGCUGCUACUUCUAUUUUCUGGGAACAUUUAAGAAGCACAAUAAAGAUAACCUCAAAGAAUUGGUGAAAGCAGGUGGCGGACAGAUUCUCAUGCGGAAACCCAAAUCGGAUAGUGAUGUGACACAGACAAUCAAUACUGUAGCCUAUCAUGCCAAGAUUACUUCUGAUCAGAGUUUCUGUACACAGUAUAUAAUCUAUGAUGUAUCUUCUAGUUACAACCCAGAGAAAGUUCGUCAAGGAAAGGUUUGGGAGGUGCCAUCUAAUUGGCUUAUAGACUGUGUGAUGUCAUUUCAACUUCUGCCUGUUAAGAAAUGAUGUUUCCAGCAUCGUGAUUUUAUGUAGUUUUGGCUUUCAAAAAGAGAUUGAAAUUAUGUACCUUAAUGUAGAAACUGCUAUUAAUGAUCGGGUUCUCUGUAUUUACCCCUUAAAAAUUAUUUGGAGCAGGAGUAGCACAACCAAAAUUCUCUUCAAGUGUUAACUGGUGGGGGGUUUUAACUACUGAGAAUCAUUUAACUUUUCAUAUGUUUGUAAGUAUUGGUUUUUGUAUUAAUUGAUUGGAUUUCUGUGCAUCUGAGUCAGACUGUAAUAUAUUUGAAAAUUUGUGCACUUCUGGUUAUUGGGCAUAUUCUGAAAGUGUGGUUAUUUUACACUUAAAUCCUGUGGUUACCUUUGAAACUUCCAUCAGGCUACUAGAAUCCCUUUGGCUACUAGAAUCUGGCUACUAGAACCCUUUUUAUUAAGCAAACUGCAGCAUGCAAUAUAGUAUGAACCCACCUAUUAACACAGCUAAAGGCUUUUCCUGUUUAUGUAUAGUGAAAUUGACACUACCGUUGUUGUUUUUCAAUUCAUAAAUUAAUUGUUAUGUUGGCAAUCAUGAUGUCUAUUUUAUGUUGUAUUUUUCAUGUUUUGUG